This is a messenger RNA of Entamoeba invadens IP1, 846 nucleotides long. RefSeq names its product protein kinase, putative. The record is from RefSeq and is a predicted model, not a curated record. NCBI's taxonomy places the organism in Eukaryota, Evosea, Mastigamoebida, Endamoebidae. The transcript is spliced from 2 exons. The annotation marks the transcript as partial. Gene Ontology annotation, biological process: protein phosphorylation. Gene Ontology annotation, molecular function: protein kinase activity; ATP binding.
AAAAAUUACGAGUACCCAUUCACGACUUCGAGAACUUUCCCCUCUCUCGCAGAAGAACUGUGCCAAGAAAUUGCAGUUGCCAACAACACAAAGAAGAAAUACACAUUCACUUUUAAUCCAACAGAUGCCGUUUCGCACAGAACAUCAAUUCGGUUUGUUCCUCAAAGCGGUACACUGUCUCCUGGUGUUGGUAUUAAUGUCAAAGUCUAUUGCACUUUUUUGUGUACAUCACACACUAAGGAUAUCGUCGACGUUUUUGCAAAAACAGAGAAAAGAGGUGAUGAAGGAGUCCACGCUGCCAUUAACAUCAUUUGCACAACAAACGUUUCAAGUAGAAUUGACUAUGAAGAGCUGGAGAAGUUCAACACUAUAGGCGAUGGCGCAUAUGGUGUUGUGUAUAUUGGAAAGUACCGCGGUUCUGUCGUUGCAAUUAAAGAGUCAAAACUCUUUUCCGAUGGUGAUGACGAUGAGAGUUUUGUCAAAGAAGUCGACCUGAUGGAUAAAAUGCGGUGUCCGUAUAUCAUCAAUUUCAUUGGGGCUUCUGUGACGCCAAAUCAUUUUUCCAUUGCGACAGAAUACGCUAAAUAUGGAAGUUUGAAAUCAGUAUAUAUAGACCCCAAGUUUACCACACUGCUUGGUAUAAAGAUCUUACUUGAUGUAUCAAAAGGAAUGGACUUUCUUCAUGAAAGUAACAUCAUCCACAGAGACAUCAAACCGGACAAUAUUCUCAUAGUUUCUUUGAAUAACGACGAAAACGUCAACGCCAAAAUUUCCGAUUUUGGUAAUUCGCGGGCGCUUACUGAAAAUAGUAUCAAAGAUUCUAUGACAAAGGCUCUUGGAACUCCA